Molecule: messenger RNA, 1140 nt
Organism: Besnoitia besnoiti
Lineage: Eukaryota; Apicomplexa; Conoidasida; Eucoccidiorida; Sarcocystidae
Exons: 1
Coding region: 1-1140 (379 amino acids)
Source: RefSeq, a predicted model, not a curated record
AUGAGCGGUGACAGCGGCAUGGAUUCAGUGAAGCGGUCGCAGGUGCCGCGGCCUGGGCGUUGCCGCGGGGGCCCGCCUGCUGUUUGCUGUGCGGCUGACGAGCCCAGAGACGCUCCCGCCAACGCCUCCAGUCCAGCGGCUCUUGACCUCAAACGAAGGCGGUUUUUUGGUUCUGGACGCGACGCCCCCCCCACGGACGGGACGCGGACUCUGUCUCCGCACGUCGGUGCACUCUGUUUCCGCUCCUCUGGCGUGGCCUCCGCUGGCGAACUGAGUCGUCGUCGCUCAUCCGUGCUCGACUUGCCGCUGACGCAGCGCUCGCCCUGCGUCGCAGAGCCCGGCUCCGAGGGGCGCGCCGCGCGGGGUCGCCUGUCUCCGCCGCAAGCCACGGCCGCUGGCGCGGGCGCCUCAGGGGCUUCUCCUCGGUCGGACUUUCAGCGCGGGGGCGGGCACUGUGGGCAGCCGUUGCUGCGGCGUCUUCUUUCCACGGUGCUUGCAGUCUCUCUGUGCUUUCAACGCUUCUUGGUGUCCUCUGUUCCGCAGGCGCCGGCCGUCCCCGCCGCGCCUGCGUCUCGGCCGCAGAGAGUGCUCGCGACCCACCAGGCCUCGCCCUUCUCGUUUCUGGGUGCCGCGGCGUGGAGUCUCAGCAGCGACUCCUGCAACGACGUGUUUCUCGACCUAGCUGACGGGCUGAACAGAAAGAAUCAGACCAUCACCGUGCGACUUCGGCGAGGCCGGACGCUGAACAUCGCUUCGUUUGACCGGUCUCGCUACGACAUGAUGCCUUUGAAUUUCAAGCAGGAAGCCUACCAAGUUCGGUCCAAGCGGCCCAUGAUCUGCGUGACUUCCGAGCUCAUCCGCCUGUCGGGAUAUUUCGUCUUCUCCGCGCCGCUCACAGAUUUCUGGACGAUUCAGACGCCGCCAGGCGCGACCUUCCCCACGUACACCUUCUCCUGGCCGACGGGGGGACAGCAAGUCACUCGCAGCGGAGGCCUCUGCGUGCUGAUUUCCGACAGCAAGAAUCCAGGCACGCUUCUCACCAUCAUUAUUCGACCCUCUGCGGGGCCGACGGCCGCGAAGCCUGCAUGUGCACUUCUCGUGGCUGCGGUGCUUCUUUCCGUUGGCAAGGUCCUCUGGUGA